CGCGCGUCAUCCAGCCAACAACCUUGCUUCACCAAAGUGACCUGUUCGCACGUCUGCCGCCUACAUGGUGACCGUGUUAUCGCCACAGAUCCCCGGACCUUCAGACUUGCGACCGGCUUGUUGAGCGUCUGUAUCCAGCGAGCCCUUUGCGGACGAGGCUCUCACCAGCGGCCAGCAUGGCUUCAAAUCGGGGCGCUUCUUAUGCUCUCCCACCCAUCAGAGAGCAACUGGGCGCUGCUUUGCCCCUGCCACAAGGCCCUCCUCCUCUGCCUCACGCCUCUCAUCCGAGCCAGGCGUCUCAUGCAGCACAUGCGGCUCAUGCCCCUCGUCCAUCGAUAUCAGCGGCGCCUCCACAACCCCAGGCUCAGAUACAAGCAACCGGCUCGCCCCCACGGGAGUUCAGUGGAACCAAUGGCAACUACAAAUAUACGCUUGUCGUCGAACAGCAACCGCAGAGAGCCCGCAUGUGCGGAUUUGGUGACAAGGACCGUCGCCCAAUCACCCCCCCUCCAUGUGUGAAGGUGGUUGUCACAGAUGCUCGUAAUGGAAAGGAAUUCCCGCCUAACGACCUUGCGUUCCAGCAAUUUGUGCUUCAUGUGGAGCUUUGGAGCGAAGACGGAACUCGGGAGGUCAGCAUGGUCAAGCACGCCACGACAGCACCAUCUAUCGGGACUGGCACAAUCAUGUCAUUCCAGGAUGCAAUAGAAACCCAGACCACUUACAGGCUGUUCAACUACACACGCAAUGCCGACGGCACAGCUUACUCCGCUCAAGCGGCAUAUCCGCCAUCGCCUCCAGCAUACCCUACUCCGCCUUCAGCAGCGACACAAGGAUAUGGAUAUCCAACUCAAGUGAGGCGCGAUAGCGUGCCAUCAAUACUACCGCGCGCAUCGUACGGCAGUAUCGGCGCGGAAGAGCUCCCUGCGAUGCCAGCACAUGCUGGACAGCCUCCUCUCAGCUUGGGCAGGAUGAGCAUGUCGCAACCCAAUACCUCCUGCACAAGAAACCUUCUCGGAUCCAUCUCCAUGAGUGCCACCCGCCUAGUCGACCGCGAAGACAAAGUGGGCAUUUGGUUCGUUCUGCAGGAUCUUAGUGUGAGGACGGAAGGCAUCUUCAGGCUGCGCUUCUCCUUCAUAGACCUACUCGCGCACAGAGAUGGUCCCAACGGCCAGAAGGUGUGCCCGAUUCUGGCCACACAAUUUAGUGAGCCCUUUCAGGUCUAUUCCGCCAAGAAGUUUCCUGGGGUCUGCGAAAGCACAGCAUUAAGUCGCAAGUUUGCCAUACAAGGCGUCAAGAUUCCCAUAAGGAAAGAUGGCGACCUCAAAAAGGGCAAGAAGCGGCAACGGGACGAGGAUGAUGAGGACGAGGACAACGACGACGAGGAUUAAGUAUUGCGAGUAUAAUCACGGGCUGACCAUAGUUCAUGAAAAGGGGAUGCCAUUUCGCAACCAUGCUUGAAUCACCAAACAGCAGCCAAGACCAGUAGCGCUAGACUUAGGGCAGAAAAGAAUGGGGGCCUGCGUCCAAUAAUGGUCGG
Messenger RNA from Microdochium trichocladiopsis, 1537 nucleotides. Its product is annotated as velvet factor-domain-containing protein. The transcript is spliced from 5 exons. The record is from RefSeq and is a predicted model, not a curated record. Lineage: Eukaryota; Fungi; Ascomycota; Sordariomycetes; Xylariales; Microdochiaceae. Bases 177 to 1388 code for a protein of 403 amino acids.